AUGUGUGGAGCAAUUGGUAACCCAUCAAACUUCGUUGAACCAUGUAUCAUCGAUAUCUGUGGUUAUUUUCCUUCAAUCACAAAUCGAAAUGUUCAAUUAUUAAUGAAAAAAAUUGAUAGAUACUAUGCUACUCAUCGAGUGUCGAUCACAUCGAUAGAACUUUAUAUCGCUGUACCAUUAAAUAUUGAACAUUAUAUAACAAUAUCUGGUGAUAUAAUGACAUGA
This is a messenger RNA of Rotaria sordida, 225 nucleotides long. NCBI's taxonomy places the organism in Eukaryota, Metazoa, Rotifera, Eurotatoria, Philodinida, Philodinidae. The record is from the annotation of a GenBank genome assembly.